This is a messenger RNA of Triticum turgidum subsp. durum (durum wheat), 330 nucleotides long. The record is from the annotation of a GenBank genome assembly. Lineage: Eukaryota; Viridiplantae; Streptophyta; Magnoliopsida; Poales; Poaceae.
AUGAGGUCGGCCAUGGAUCUUGACCUGGCCAGCUGCAGCGAGGCGCUGUUCAAGUUCGCGGUGUUCGUCCUGGUGCAGGCGCUGGUGUACCUCAUCCUGUCCCAGUCCUCCGACGUCUUCUCCGGCGCCAGGAGCCUCAGCAGCUUCCGUCGCCCGGCGAGGUCCGUCAGCCUCCGCCGCAUGGUCACGCAGCUGCUCACGGAGAUGCCGGCGGGCGGCGAGCUGUCGUCUCCGGCUGCCAGGCUGCGGGACGGGGGAUCCGAUGGUGCAGGCGUGGACGUUGACCUGGAGAUGGAGCUUAUGUUAAUUGGUUGCUCUUUUUCAUCGUGA